AUGGAUGCUGCAAGAAAAGGUAAAGAGAAGGUUACUGAAGAAAAUAUUUGGAAAGAAAAAGAAGAAGAGGAGGAGGAGAAACGAAGGCAGGAAUUAGCCAAAUAUAUGCUCCAAAGGUUCCCAGAUGUUGCCACUGCAGACCACGACACAAAACUCGAAAGAUUAGAACAAUGCCUCAGGGAACUAGAGUGUGAAGAGCAGCAGAAUGUGGUAAAGAAGCAGUUACAUGACCCCUGGAAAAUAAAGGUACCCUUGCAACUGUGUGAUUUGAUGGACAAAGUGGUGCUAUCUGGUACGGCAUCUGAAGAUGAGACUGAAGAAAAGGGAUAUGAAUUUGAGGUUUUGGAUGUGGACACAAACACCAAGCACACUCUCCGUUUAGUCAAAAGGACAAAUUCUAUUGUUUUCACGGGCAACUGGACCAAAGAUUUUAUCUUGAGAAGGGACUUAAAGUUGCACGAUUUUGUUGGCUUUUAUUGGGAUGAUAUCCACAAGCGCUAUAAUUUUUCUGUUCUUAAACGGGAAGAUUUAUAGUUUACAAUUCAUCCAUUUUAGAAAAUUCCAUCAAGUAUUCAUGUUCAUUCAUUUGUUACAAGUACUCUUCAGUGCUUUCUUUUCAUUUUUUUCUUGCUGUCAGUAUGAUACAGUAAAUAA
Molecule: messenger RNA, 654 nt
Organism: Cajanus cajan (pigeon pea)
Lineage: Eukaryota; Viridiplantae; Streptophyta; Magnoliopsida; Fabales; Fabaceae
Product: putative B3 domain-containing protein At1g78640
Source: RefSeq, a predicted model, not a curated record